Molecule: messenger RNA, 5542 nt
Organism: Trachemys scripta elegans
Lineage: Eukaryota; Metazoa; Chordata; Testudines; Emydidae
Gene: SLC49A3
Product: solute carrier family 49 member 3
Exons: 10
Coding region: 309-1742 (477 amino acids)
Biological process (GO): transmembrane transport
Cellular component (GO): membrane
Molecular function (GO): transmembrane transporter activity
Source: RefSeq, a predicted model, not a curated record
UGUGGGGUGUGGAGGAGGGAGUGGUUGUGGGAGCAGAAAAAGGAACUCCUUUAUAAGCCGUGAGGCACUCCUCCUGCUGCACCAGGCAGGAAGGGAAAGGCAGGGACAGGCUUGCCCAAGUGCAGCUGUUGCACCCAGGAGAAAGCAGCCAGCAUUCAGAGCGCCUGACAGGAGAGUGGGUGCUGUGCACUCAACAAUGUGCCCAGGGUCUGCCACUCACACCCUGUUGCUUCCUGGCCUCCCCGCAGAGACCCACCACCACAGCUUCUAGAGACAGGCAGAGCUCUGACUGUCCUGAGGAGGGGAAGAUGGAUGAGGAAACAACAGGCGACUCUGAGACCUUGCUGGAAACGCCAGGGCCGGCUGAGCUAAGGAAACCGGUGCUCUUCAGAACUUACAGGCGGCGAUGGUUCCUGCUGGUGGUGAUCUGCCUACUGAACUGCUCCAAUGCCAUGCUAUGGCUGACGUUUGCUCCAGUGGCUGACAGAACAGCAGCCUACUUCCACAUCUCCAUGGAUACGAUUAACUGGCUGUCCCUGGUGUACCUUCUCAUAUCUAUCCCAUUUGGACUGGUGGCCACCUGGAUUCUCGACACCGUGGGACUCAAGUGUGCUGUGAUACUUAGUGCCUGGCUGAACAUGGUUGGGAGCGUCCUCCGGACUUUCAGCGUCAUCAGCUUCCUGAGUCUGGGAUCCCUGACCUACACGUACCUGUUCAUAGGACAGUGCCUCUGUGCUCUGGCUCAGCCACUUGUCAUUUUUUCUCCCACAAAACUAGCAGCCCUGUGGUUCCCAGACCACCAGAGAGCUACAGCAAACAUGAUCUCUUCAAUGUCUAAUCCCUUGGGAAUUCUUAUCGCUAACUUGCUGUCCCCUACACUUGUGUCUGAAGAAAAAGAUAUACCACGGAUGCUUGGACUGUACGCCAUCCCUGCAGUUACAGCCUGCAUCCUAGCCACAGUUGGUGUUCACGACAAGGUCCCUCCAACUCCACCAUCAGCAAGCGCCACUCAUUCUACCUCGCAGCCAUUUUUCAAAGGCUUGAAAAUGCUUCUGAGAAAUAAACCAUACGUCAUCCUGAUGGUCUGUUUUGGAGCAGGGAUUGGGAUGUUCACCUGCUUUUCGGCUCUUCUGGAACAGAUCCUGUGUGUAAGGGGAUAUUCAAACUUCUUUGCAGGCCUGAAUGGUGCGUUGUUCACGGUGUUUGGGUUACUUGGCGCUUUCCUUCUGGGACUGUACGUCGACAAGACCAGAAAAUUUAUAGAAUCCACCAAGGUCUGUUUCUGCCUGACUGCGCUAGCCAGCAUCGCAUUUGCAGUCAUGUCUCGGUUCAGGAACCAGGCCUUUCCACUGGCUCUGAUCAGCUCGCUGUUUGGGUUCUUUGGAUUUUCUAUCUACCCUGUUGCUAUGGAGCUAGCGGUAGAAUGCUCCUACCCGGUGGGAGAGGGAACAUCCACAGGCCUCAUUUUUGUUUCAAGUCAGAUCCAAGGAGUGAUCUUAAUGCUGCUAUUGCAAGCCCUCACGGUGCAGAUUUCCUCAGCUCCAUUCUCCACCUGUGACAUUGAGGAAGGUGGAGCAUUAGACUGGACAGUUCCCACACUGGUGAUGGCUGGAGCAUGCAGUGUUGUAGCCUGCUUCUAUGUCAUCUUCUUCCACACCGACUACAAGAGACUCCGUGCCGAAGCAUCGAAUGCCGCCUCAAUCAACAAAAUUGGAACUGAAGCAACAGCUUCUGAAGCCUAAAAUGUCUUAUUUACAACUGUACACUAGCACGCUGGGGAAAACGGACUAAUCUCUGUGGGAAAAGGCCCGUCACACCUGUGCAUUCAGCUCGCACGCUGGGGCCCUGAGCCUGGUAUGGAUCUUAUAGGUGCUACCACAAUACAAGUGCUACUCCAAGUUUGAUGACAGAGGGGCUGGAACGUUGUCUGGUCUUGCGGUUCUCCACCAGAGCCCGAGCUGGACUUUUAGGACAAGAUUCAAGGGAGAGGUAUUUGUGCUAUUUGGAUCUUGCUAAAGUGAUUAAAAGAACCAAAGAUGGAUUGGACAUCUACAGAGAUAAGAAUAUUCAGUUGCAACAGUAAUGCUGAAGUAUUGCAAUGGAGAUAAACCUCAUGUUUCAGGAGUUAAGGCCAUUUUUUAAGUACUAGAGGGUGGGGUGAGAUAAUCGGGGCGGGGGGGGGGCAGUUUGUCCGUACCUACCCUGCAUCUUCCUCUGAGGUAUCUGGUGCUGCCCACUGCUAGAGACAGAACACUGGCUUCGAAGGACCACGGUUCUGAUCAGUAUGGCAAUUCUGAUGGCUGGGGUGACCUUUCAUCAAGGGAUGGGGGUGGUAAAAACUGGGCAGGUGGGUUUUAUCUUUGCCUGUGCUGGUUUGUUCAAUGUUCUGUAAGCCCCCAUGGUGGGCACAGCACACGCUUCUAAAAAUCACCUGCAGCAUCUUUACCUGUAGACAUGCAAGGGGAAGCCCUGAUAUUUAAGCACCAAAUGUAAAGGAGAAUUGACCCCUACCCCCGAAGGAGAGAUUAAGAGCCAGCGCAGGUUAAGAGACUGGGUUUUAUAACACCCUCCCUCCACCCACUCACCUGCCAUACGGUCAGCGAUGCGGAAUUCAUUUCUAGCCUGUUGCUACUUCUGCCUUUACACAAACCCUUGACCCAUUUCUAAUAGUUACAAUUUAAUAAGCAAAGGAACCCGCUGACCCUGGAGCAGGCCUGUGCUCACUGCCCAGGAGAGGGUGAGGUUAAAGGUGAGGCACUAGCACUGUUGGACAUGGCAGGAAAAUGAUGGUUUAGCUCCUUCCCUCAGCAGGUGCUGCCCAGGACACACCUAAGAACCCCAGGCAGGGGCAAAGGCCAAUCCUCAGUGGGAACCUGCUGGAGGCCAGUAAUGGUAACACGGGGGCGAUUCACCCCUCGGGGGCCUAGACUAAUGCACAGUGUCCCGGGCUAGUGCAGGGAGGUGUAACAGACCUGCAGGUGCUGCCGUGAAUGAUUGGGGCCCAAGGACUAAAGCUCCACCUGUGGGAAAUUGACAUUUCCAGCACGGGACUCAGUCCAAUUUGAAACAAAACUUAAAAUUUUCAGUCUUUCCAGGGGAGAGGAAAUUCCUAGGCAUUUUUGCUGUGGGACUAGGGACAGGAGGUGUUUCCAAGAGGAAAUAUACUCCUGGGCCUGGUCAGCUGCUGAGUGAAAUUAACAUGUUUCGCGGCUGCCCAUCACCAACCAGCAGCUGUGAAAUCAUGUCAGUUUUACUCAGCAGCUCCCUGGCUUUGCAAGGUCUGCACUUCUGGGGCCGCAGGGCGUGGACCCUGCAAGCCCAACUCUAGGGCUCCCAGCUCCAGGGAGGAAGCUGGAAGCCUCGCAAGCCUAAGCCCAGGCGUGGGUCUCAGGGCCACCAAGCUCCCAGCCCAGCAGCAGGGAGUUUGGAGGCCCUACAGUCCCCAACUCUGGUGCAGCCUUGGAGCUGCAGACCCUGGAUGUCGAGCAGCCUGCCGGGUGAGCUGGCAGGGAACCAGGGAGGUUUCAUUCCAAACUGCACCUGUGCUGUGAUGAAUGUUAACUGAACCUGCCACGUGUCUGUGAAACAUUUUGGGCUAGACAAAUCAGCAUUUGCAACCCUGUUCUGGUGGACAAUUCCUGACCAGUUCUACCGAGUCCACAAGUAGCUAUCCAAGGGACACUAAUGGCUCCGUCCCUGCCCCCCGCCAUCUCUCCAUUAUAGCAUUCUACAACCCAGGCACUAUUUGCACUUUGGAAACUGCUAGGAAGUGGUUGGGAAAACUUUCUCUUGCCGUAAAACUGCAGCCUCUUGGGAACGAGCUACGUGGUGUGUUGGCUGUAACACACACACACACACACACACACACCCACACCCAUUUCAGAUUCCUUCUAGGAGGCAGCAGGGGUGUCUUAAAAUGACGUUUGGGUUGUCUCCCAAGAGCCAUGCACAGAUGUUCUCAUACCUGCAUAGAAAGGGGGCCUGCUGCCUUUAAGACCCCGCCUCGCUCUCCCCACAACCAGGAGAGGUGAUCCUCAGAGUAAAAAUGAUGGGCAGGAGCAGAGGAUUAGCUUCAAGCAGCAUUAACUCCCUGCACGGUCCUCAUUAAGAGUAAGAGAACAGCCAAAGGGGAACCCAGCCAAUAGCAACCAGGCGACUGCUGGAUCCACGCUGCCAGGACGUGGGAGGAGGGGUCCAGAGGAGCCAGGAGUCAUCUGUGAUUUAUAAACUAAAUGACUGUAAUGACCGCGGUGGAGAGAAAACGGAUUCCUACUUCUCUGCAGCGAACAGCAAGCAAAAUGGUUGGUAUCCAAGAUACCUCCACAGCAACACUGCAGUGCAGUUCUUUGGCAAGGAGUUAAACUGUCCAAGUCGGGAUACUCGUUCCCACGUAUGGCCUUUCAGGGCUAACAGGCCAUCUGCGAUGGUGCUUGUAAAAAGCUACUGUAAAUGACACUUGCAACUAUUCGGAUCAGUUUGUCCUGCUCUCCAGUCCACUUACAGGAAGAAGGGACUUGAGGUCCUUCAGGACUUAGAAUUAAGUGAGUUUUAGCACUGCAGAUUGUGUACAGCCCUUUCUCCUACUGGAGGGAGCUAAUUGUUCAAAAGAGUGAAUUAUUUCACUCUCAGUACACUGCAAACUAGAUCAAACACAUUUGCAACUCAGUCUUUCCUCCUGCCUUCCUGAAUUUAAGGCAUGUGCUGUCAAGAGAAAUCUGACUGCCUCUGCAGUUGAGUUUCUCCCUGGUGGGCUAUAGUCUGUGUGAGUGAGGGUCACACUUCAGGCAGUCCAGUGUAGUUCAGUGUGUGAACUGAUCAAGCCUGAGAUUCAUUGGAGGAUUUAGGCUACACUGACACUCGUUGAGGACCAGGCGCACUGGUCACCUUCACAAUCUCUCUUACUAGUUGAUCACCAUUUGUUAGUUUGUACAGCUACCCAUUAGGCUCUGUCUACACUGUAGAUCUUACAGCAGCACAAUUGUACCACUGCAACCACGCCGCUGUAAGGUCUCCUGUGUAGCCGCUCUAUGCCAGCAGGACCCACCUCUUCUGCUGGCAUAAUUAAACCACCCCCAAUGAGCAGUGGUAGCUACGUCGGCGGGAGACGCUCUCCCAGUGAAAUACCACUGUCCACAUCCAUGCUUUUGUUGAUGAAACUUAUGUCCAUCAGGGAGGUGUUUUUUCACACCCCCGCGUGACAAAAAUGUUGCCGACAAAAGUGCUAACCUAGACAAAGCCUUACAUUCCCAUUAGACUCUAAAAUUCACAGAAUGAAGGGGAGGAAUUGUCUAAAGUAGAGGCUUUAGAUAACAGAUUAAGAUUCAAGGAGAUAAAUUUAAAGUGCUUCAGAAGAACAGACUGAAGUUAUCUGACAAGCAGAUUUUAGUUUGUCAACUCUGCAACUGUGGCACUAAAUGCCUAAUAAAGUAUGACUUAAAACUUGUCAGCCAUUCCUCAGUCCUGAUCAAAAUGCUCUUGGUACGUGAUUGUUUUGUAUCGCUGCAAACUGUCCAGUAUAAUAAAUGGGGCUUUGUAAAAAUGA